AUGUACAUGAAGUUCAUGAAAAAGCAUUGCUGCUAUGAGGCCAUUCCAACCAGCUGUAAACUGGUCAUAUUUGACACAACACUACAAGUGAAGAAAGCCUUUUUCGCUCUUGUAGCAAGCGGCUUGGGAGCUGCACCUCUCUGGGAUAGCAAGACACAGAGAUUUGUGGGUAUGCUGACUAUAACAGAUUUCAUCAACAUUCUCCAUCAUUACUACAGGUCCCCAUUGGUUCAAAUGAAUGAGCUGGAGAGGCAUCAAAUUGGAACAUGGCGAGAUGUGUACCUGCAAUACUCCAACCACUGUCUUCACAGCAUCACUCCAGACGCCAGCCUCUUCGACGCCAUCUAUUCCCUACUGAGGUAUAAGAUCCACAGAUUGCCGGUUAUCGAUCCCGUGUCCGGAAAUGUCUUACACAUUCUCACACACAAGCGAAUCCUCAAGUUUCUCCAUAUAUUUGUAAGACAACAUGGCUUGAAGAUGUCUGUGUGUUUUUGCUCACAGAAAGAGACAGUCCCAAAACCCUGCUUCAUGCAGAAGACGAUCCAGGACGUUGGGAUCGGGACACUCCGGAACAUUGCCACGGUCCAGCAGACGGCCUCAGUCUACGAUGCCCUGUCUGUGUUUGUAGAGAGGAGGGUCUCCGCACUGCCCGUAGUAAACGAGCAAGGCAAGGUGGUGGCUCUCUACUCCAGAUUUGAUGUGAUUAAUCUGGCCGCCCAGAAGACAUACAACAACCUGAACAUGUCCAUGGAGGAGGCCAUCCGACGGCGCUGCUGUUUCGUCGAGGGCGUCAUCAAGUGCCUCCCUGACGAGACCCUGGAGGCCAUCAUCGAUCGCAUCAUUAAGGCUGAGGUCCAUCGGCUGGUCCUGGUGGACAAAGAGGAUGUGUGCAGGGGGAUCAUCUCUCUCUCCGACCUGCUCCAGGCCAUGGUGUUAACCCCGGCAGGUAAUGACGCCCUUUUAGCCUCUUAG
Messenger RNA from Salvelinus namaycush (lake trout), 972 nucleotides. Its product is annotated as 5'-AMP-activated protein kinase subunit gamma-3-like. Bases 1 to 972 code for a protein of 323 amino acids. NCBI's taxonomy places the organism in Eukaryota, Metazoa, Chordata, Actinopteri, Salmoniformes, Salmonidae. The transcript has 10 exons. The record is from RefSeq and is a predicted model, not a curated record.